AGAUUGCGCGCGUGCGCUCUGACCAUGUGAUGCGCGUGUCCUUUCCUCUGGUUACGAGAAGGGGACGCACCAGGCGAUCGCAAACCUCCGGGCUGAUGGCGAAAAAAGCGGGCAAAAAUGAGGGGCAGAGUCCAUCAGUCAACACCGCAAUUUUCCAACCAGCAAUUUCUGUCGGAUUAGACCCGCGGGAGACCUCUGCUUCUAAUGCGAACCUGCUGUAUUAACUUCCAUUAACUUUUCCUCCACCGUUCCUCCCCGCAGCCCCGCACACAUCUCUGCGUUUGUCCACAUACAACCGCGGAGGACGAGGAGCUUAGACAGUUUGGUUUCUUAAGGUACCACUUUUCCUACUUUUUAGCUGUUUCUUUAAACUUAAAGAAAGUCAAAGCAGUAAAGAAACUGAAGAAGAUGCCAGCAAGACUCUUGAUCGGUGUGGAGGUCGACGUUUGCUGUUUCUGGGCUCAGCUGCCAAACAGCAGUAGCUGUCAGGCUGAGGGUUAACUUAGAAGCAGCUUCAUCAAAUGACUCUGCCCUGACUCAUCUCCGAGUCAGGGACUGCUUGGCACGGCAUGGGCAACUCCUCCAGGAAGGACGAGGGCGAAGAGGAGGAAGGCGAGGCUGUUGAUGGCGAGGAAGAAGACAGCAAGAAAAAAGAAGAGGAGGAGGAGGAAGAUGUCGAGCUCCCACUUGGGGUGGAGGAGUUGCUGGAGAGCGGGGAUCCUGUACUUGACUUGAGCUACCGUAAAUUUAAGCGUUUACCUUUGCGUGUUUAUGACCUGCUGUACUUGGAGAAACUUUACGUUUGUGGGAAUAGUCUACGUACUUUGCCGGAGAGAAUCACCCAGCUGCAGGAUCUGCGACUACUUGCUCUGGACUUUAACAAGAUUGAAGACGUCCCUUUGCCGGUGUGCCAGCUCACCAGCCUCACCCGUCUCUACCUGGGCAGCAAUCGAUUAAUGAGCCUUCCCCCUGAGCUGAAGAACCUGCAGAACCUCAGAUGCCUGUGGAUAGAGAGCAACUACUUCCAGAGGUUUCCAAAGGAGCUCUACGACCUGCCACAUCUCAAGUCUCUGCAGAUGGGAGACAAUCGACUGAAAGCACUGCCCUCUGACCUGGUCCGCAUGGAGGCUCUGACAGGAUUGUGGCUGUAUGGAAAUCGCUUUGAAACCUUCCCCACAGUCCUGCUGCGCAUGGAGGGCUUGGAGAUCCUGGACAUGGACCGUAACAAACUCACAGAGUUGCCCAGCCUGAAGCGCCUUAAGGCCCUGCACCUGUUCUCCUACGACCACAACCCGAUCACCGAACCUCCGAAAGUAGGAGAGGAGGUGAUUGUGGUUGGUGAAGGAGCAGCAGAGUUCAUGGAGGCCCGUGAGGCCAGGAAGGAGAGACGGCGAAAGGCAGCAGAGGAAGAGGCAGAGGCCGAAGCUCAGGCUGAAGCUGAGGCCGAGGAGGAGCCAGUCAUUCAUGGCAUCCUGAAGAACAGCAAUUCCAAACCGGCAUCGAACGGAGCUGUGGUGACCAUUGAGGACACAGAUGUGAAGGAGGAGGAAGAGCAGGGAGUCUGCUCAAAGCAGCCGUCCACAGACUUCGAUGGAACUAAUCUGGAAUAUGAUGAAGAGAUGGUUGAAUAUGAGACGGAGGAGCUGAUUUGUGAAGGAGAAGGGCUGGAGUACGAGGGAGAGGGGCUGGAGUACGAGAGGGCAGAGUUAGACUAUGAGUACGAGGAGGAGGAGGAGCAGCAGGAUCGAGGAAGGCAGGACGAGGGGGCAUGAGAACUCAAUGAAACAGCUGUACAAUCUGCAGGCAGAUGGACAGGGAUGCUGGGAAAUCGGUGUUGAACUCUCUAACUUUUGCUGCUAAUUUAGUUCAUAGUAAAAGGAUGUGUGCUUGUGGGAACCUGUGACAUCUCACUCAGCAUCCAGAUCAGGUAGUGCGAGUGUGCAGUGGGAAUGAUUGUUUUACCUUAGAGUGGUUAUUUUCCGUUAUUAAAUUUCUGGCUGAAUGAAUCCGUCUCAUUAUUUUGUCAGAAAACAUUAAGUAAGCAAGCGGAUGCUGUUUACUUAACUGUCACACAAGUAUUUCAACUUUAUAAGGGUUCUGGUGUGUGCACCAGAUAACACGUUGCCAUUUUUUUAUUAGAGAAAAACAGUAGGUGGGUGUAAAUUAGUGUACGUGACGUCAAAUGAUGAAAUAUUUAAGGGAAAGUUAAACAGAAACCCCUACAGCCUCCGGCAGUGUUUGUGCAGACGGGUUUGUGGGUAUCAGUGCCAAGUUGGAGCGUGAGACAUCAUCAGAGGACAAAUAGCAGGGGUGCCUCACCAUAAAAGGUAAGUCGUAUGGGAGGAUUCAAACAGGAAAUGGAUGGAGAAAAAAAAAAAAAAACUUGCAGGAAUAUUUUCACUGCCCGCCUGCCGCAGGUCAGAAAUUCAGUCUUCACGACCACUUUUCUUCUUGUCAGUGACAACAUGAAACAGGCCUGCACCAUGUUCUCAUCUCUGCUCUCUUAAUUCAUGAGGGGCUGCUGUGUAACCCAAUACUCUCCGUCUCCUAUCUUAUCCCCACAUCUCAUUGAAAGAGUGAAAUAUUUAUAUCAGUGCUAGAAUAUUAAUGCUUGUACUUUGGUGACGGUCUUCAGCCGGGACACUCAAAUACCACAUGAAAGAAGUCUACCGUAAGUUAUAAAACAGAAAAAAAAACACUUUCCAUGGAUCUUUCAUAUUUUUAAGUCAAUGCAUAAAGCAAAGAGAGUACAUUUCAUUAAUAUAUAAAAUAUAUGAAUACAUGUAAAUAUAUAUUGUUACUUUUACUAUCACAGUA
Oryzias melastigma (Indian medaka) is the source of this 2817-nucleotide messenger RNA. RefSeq names its product leucine-rich repeat-containing protein 10B. The transcript is spliced from 2 exons. The record is from RefSeq and is a predicted model, not a curated record. NCBI's taxonomy places the organism in Eukaryota, Metazoa, Chordata, Actinopteri, Beloniformes, Adrianichthyidae. Gene Ontology annotation, molecular function: protein binding. The coding region runs from base 570 to 1772 and encodes 400 amino acids.